Molecule: messenger RNA, 3226 nt
Organism: Lemur catta (Ring-tailed lemur)
Lineage: Eukaryota; Metazoa; Chordata; Mammalia; Primates; Lemuridae
Gene: KIFC2
Product: kinesin family member C2
Exons: 17
Coding region: 262-2865 (867 amino acids)
Biological process (GO): microtubule-based movement
Molecular function (GO): microtubule binding; microtubule motor activity; ATP binding
Source: RefSeq, a predicted model, not a curated record
GGCCCCGGGUCUCCGCGGUGUUGGGGUUGGGGGCGGAGCCGUGGGAAGGGGCGGGCCCUCCGGGUGCGGCCGCGGGGACACCUGUUUCUGGCAUCCUUGUCCUGCGCCGGCUCCUCGGCGCGCGCCCUCCGCCCGUGGGAGCCGGGCCGUGGGGGCGGCCGUCGCGAGCAUGCGCACCGGCACUGCGGCGGGCGGGUGCGGAGUCGGGGCGCGGGGACGCGGGGCGGCGCGAAGCGGGGCUCUCUGCCGCCCCGCGCUCCCAUGUACGCCUUCUAUUCGUUGCUCAUCUAUAUCUUUUACAGCCUCUUCCGCAGGGAUGGCGGAGCAGCGGCGGCCGCGGACCCCGGGGACCCCGCCCAGAGAGCCCGCUGCAAGCCUAGGGGUCGCCGUCGCCCCGACCAGCCCACGCCAGAAUUGUGGACAGAGCUAACCAGCCUGGCCGGCUGCUCGGAGCCUGAGCAUGGGACGGAAGGGGGAGCCGAAGGCCGCCCGGCGGAGGUGUCCCUGGAAGAGGCUCUCCUGCGCCUUGCUGAGUUCCUCUCUGUCCAGCUGGGGGCGGAAGAGAGCUGCGGGAGUUCUCCCGACCUGGGCAAGCCCGGUGAGGUUCCCCCACUGUUGACAGUGACCAGUCAGCUCCUGGCUCUUCUGGCAUGGAUUCGGAGCCCCAGGGGGAGGCAGGCCCUGCUCCAGGGAACUCAGCCAGCCUCUCGGGUGCAGCACCCCACUCCAGAUGGAUCCCCAUCUUCAGAAGAAAGCUCUUCCCACCUCUCUGAAGUCCUGGGGGAGGCAUCGGAAGAUGAGGACCAGAGAGCUUGGCAGCGUCUGGAGCAGCUCAUCCUUGGACAGCUGGAAGAGCUGAAGCAACAGCUGGAGCAGCAGGAGGAGGAGCUGGGCCGACUGCGCCUGGGAGUGGGGGCAACAGACUCAGAGAAAAGGGUGCAGCAUCUAACUCUGGAGAACGAAGCCCUAAAGCAGAGCCUGAGCCUCACUCGGGACCUUUUGCUGCACUGGGCCCCAGGCCCCCUGCCCAGGGCCCCACAGGAGGAGGCGGAGGCACUGGUGGAGCUCCAGGGCCGGCUUCAGGAGGCCCAGGACACCACAGAAGCCCUCCGAGUCCAGCUGGGGGCACAGGAGAUGCAGCUGCAGGGCCUUCAAGGGGCCCUUCAGCAGCUCCAGCAGGAGGCAGAGCAGAACUGCAGACGGGAGCUGCAACAGAUGCACGGGCAGCUGGCAGGUAAGGGCUGGAGGUGGGGGCUCAGGGAAGGCCCUGAGAUCUGGGCUUUCCUUCCAAAAGACUUCCCCUCUCUAGGACUUCGGGCACGGAUGGCCAGCCUGCGUCAGGGUUGUGGGGACCUCCGAGGACUGGUCAGCACCUUCACCCAGAGCUGUCAGGGCUCACUGAGUGAGGCCCGGGGCCAGGUAUCCUGGGCCCUGGGGGCACUGUCAGCAGGAGGGGCUGGCACUCAGCUCCCUGCAGGGCAGCAGGGGCCCCCAGCCGGAUGCCCCGGGCGGCUGCCAGAGCUCAAGGGAAAUAUCCGUGUGCUAUGUCGGCUGAGGCCAGGGACACCCUCCAGCCUGGUGAGCGUGGAGCCCGGCCCAGGGGGCACCGUCACCACCCACUAUCGAGGACGCCAUCGUCGCUUUCGCCUGGACUGGGUCUUCCCUCCAGAUGCCAGCCAGGAGGAGGUGACAGUUACUACUCUUGUACAACUGACAGCAGGGCGUGCCUGGGGUGCUGCAGUGGUGAACAGUGUCCUGACCCCACAGGUCUUCAGGGAGCUGGAGCCAGCUGUGCUGUCCUGCCUCCAUGGCUACAGCGUCUGCAUCUUCACUUACGGUCAGACAGGGACGGGGAAGACCUACAGCAUGGAGGGGCCACCUGAGGACCCUGGCAUAGCUCCUAGAGCACUUCAGUCACUGUUCCGAGAGAUGGGAGCCAGAGGGCAGCACCGUGUGACCCUCAGCAUGGUGGAGAUCUACAAUGAGGCUGUCAGAGACCUUCUGGCCCCAGGGCCUCCUGAGCGCCUGGCUGUGAGGCAGGGCCCAGAAGGCCAGGGGGGUAUCCAGGUGGCUGGCCUUACCCACUGGGACAUACCCAACUUGGAGACAUUGCAUCAGAUGUUGAGCCUAGGGAGGAGCAACCGGGCCACUGCUGCCACCGCCAUGAACCAGCACAGCUCCCGCUCGCAUGCCUUGGUCACGCUGACGCUGCGUGCAGCGUCUCCACCGUGCGCUCCGGGCACCACAGGGACGCUGCACCUGGUGGACCUGGCAGGAUCCGAGCGCGCACGGAAGGCAGGGGAGACCAGCGCGCCCCGGGGAGACCGGGACGGUGCCCGGCGUCUGCGGGAGGCCCAGACUAUCAACCGCUCGCUGCUGGCGUUAGGAGGCGUGAUGGCUGCACUGAGGGCCCACCGGCCGCACGUACCCUUCCGCGACUCGCAGCUCACGCGCCUGCUGCAGCCGGCGCUCGGCCCCGGCAACACUGCGGUGCUGUUGCUGCAGGUGGGCGCCCCGGCAGGCACGGGCACGGGGCCCCGGGAAGGUCGUUUGCAUGCCAGGCGCCGCCCAGUCGGGGCCCGCCCACCAGCACCGCUCCCCCUGCAGAUCUCCACGCGGCCAGAGGAUCUUGGGGAGACUGUCUGCUCACUCAAGUUCGCCGAGCGAGUGGGCCAAGUGGAGCUGGGGCCAGCCCGGCGCCGCAGGGUCCCGCGCUCCUCCGGGACGCCCUCCUCCCUCAGUACAGACACCCCGCUCACUGGGACCCCCUGCACCCCUACGCCGUCCCCCGGCAGUCCUCCAAGCCCCAGUCCAGACAGUGGCUCCGGCUCUGCCCUCGUGCCCCCAGAGGGUUUGCCCCGGUAGUCCUGGGCCUUAGCCCUGGUCUAGGGGGUUGAGGACACACCUCUGCUGGCAGAGGCAGUAGAAAAGUCCCUAUACCCCACAUCCCAGGGCACAACACCCUUGACUUCCAGGGGCCCACUGCCCCGAAACUCCCAGAGUUGCCCCUCCACCUCACCAGCCAGUGUUAUGCCUGGAGAAAUUAUCCCCACCUCCCAAUAAGGCUACAGGGCUCUCAGCUUGCUCCUUAUCACCAUUUGCUGUUAUCACAGCACACAGCAGGGAAUCCCAGAGCCAGGGGGGCCAGAUCUCAGCCAAGUGGUUACCCAAGUCACCACCUCUGACCUCAGAAUCAGGAGGCAUGGCAUUAAAAUGUUGUAAAUUC